This is a messenger RNA of Labrus bergylta (ballan wrasse), 4736 nucleotides long. It is a transcript of the gene tmem91, whose product is annotated as transmembrane protein 91. NCBI's taxonomy places the organism in Eukaryota, Metazoa, Chordata, Actinopteri, Labriformes, Labridae. The record is from RefSeq and is a predicted model, not a curated record. Gene Ontology annotation, cellular component: membrane; intracellular membrane-bounded organelle.
AGAGAGAGACGGAAAGGAGUAGAGAAGAGGGCUGCAUUUGGAAAAGUCAGAGAAAAAGCUGAGAGUGGCAGAAGAAAGUUGACACCACGUAAGAUGAACUGCAACCGCAACGAGGAUUAAUAAAAGACCUUCUCCUUCCAGAGAGGAGGAGAGAGCAAGCCGAGGAGGAUGCGAGAGGAGCUGCUGUGCAGAGGGGAAGGGGAGUCUUUGACAAAGCAUGCACAAUCCUGAUGCCACCCUGCACAGGUGUACGGGUGCAUUUGUACGCGUCCACAGCCGAAUCAGCACAGCUCGACGGAGGGGAAAACUAGUUUGACUGACUGUUCAUAAAAACACAUGUGGGAUACACAAUCUGUCACAUUUUAGACAAAAAGGGGAUACUCACUAACACACACUUCUUCUGCACAUGCCCACGGUAAUCGAAAGCCAUCAGUGGAUCCGUGUGUGUGGCAGAAUCCUGUGGAUGCAAUAACUGGGACGCUGGAUCUUCUCGUUUCUUCUCGGAGGACUCAUCCCGAGGAAAGCUCCAGGUUCUGACGUGAAGACCUCCUUGUCCUCAUCUGAGAACUGGAUCGAGAGCUGCCUGACUUCUCUGACGUCUGUCCUGAAUGAAACCUUUUAAAGCUGGAUGGAGUACAUUAAAAACACACUGCUGUGGCAUUCAGAAAACCCAAAGCCAGAAAUCAACACCGAAGGACUUUGAUUUCUCCAUUAUUGCUUCCUGCUGAAACAACAGAGGAACAGGCGUGUUGGCAGGCCCGCUGACCUGCGGAUGUGCACCAUAGGAUUCUAUUUCUGGAGCCUCGUUGCUUUUACAGAUUAACUGCCCUCAAUUAUGGCCCCAAUCCUUUCAUUGCGCCACUAGUUCGACUGCCGCUGGAGGUUGUACAUAUUCAAGCUUCAGAAAAACGCCACUGUGCAUCCGGCCAGUCGUUUGAGGGCGACUACCUUUAGACUGUUUUAAGAAGCGGUGGCUGAGCACUUUUUUCAGAUGCCUACAGAGGAACAAAUAUAUCACUAUAUGUCAUGACAGCUUGAGAGUCAUUUUUUGUUUUUCUCUGUGUGACAGUUUCUCAACUUACAAGUCGUUGCACAUUUCAUCCAGAACAGUGGAAGGGGAAGAUUGGUAUUUAAUGUUUUCCCUCCAAUACCAUGACUCUAUGCAUGAAUUAAUACUUCAUCUUUUUUUAUUUGCAACUUUCCAUGAGGGCAAAUCAAACUAAAAUCCCAUUGCCACGUGUUUUCAUUGGCCUGUCUUGGGCUAAUCAAGGUCUUCUAUCAUCAGAAUUGAAAUUUCCAUUUUGCAUGAGAAAGAAAAUAGCUAACAUUAGCAUAUUCAUGAACACUGACGGGGCUCAAUCAAACGAAAUUGAAGACAUUGGGAAAAAUCCUGAGCCAUCCAUCCUGGGAACAAAAUAGCUCAUGACAUGUGAGGAAAAGAGGCUCUCGGAUCACCCCGUGCAACUUCAGCGCAUCCCAUAGCACGCAGGACACAUUAAGGAUAUUCGCUCAUAAAACCUGGCAUGUGUUAGUGACCUCUGACCCAAAGGCUAAGAUAAAAAAAAAAUUAAGAACAGGAUUAAAGAUGGAUUAUCAGUGAAACAGUAAAAUCUGCAAAGCAGCUGAGACUCUUCUGGGAGGUGCUCUGCAGACCAAUUUGUAGAUUACUUUGUGUUGUUGAUGUGGUGGUCUCCUGUGUGUUGGGUGUUAAAAGAUAGGGAUGGAGAAUCUAGAUGAGCUAGAGCACCCUCUUCUGGGAGAAGGACACAAUGACAACCGGGCGUCCGGGCCAGGGCCUGGGCCUGGGGCUGGACAGGCCCCUGGUGGGAUGUUUAAGGGCUACUUGGUAAAAUGUGAGGAGGACAUGGCCUACCCUCCUUUAGCGUGGAGGAGCUAUUGUGGACAUCCUCCUGAGCUUCAGCAGCAGCAGCUACUGGACCCCUGCUCCUUACCUCGCACACUGGAGUCCUAUUAUCCAUCAGCUCCGAUCUGGGGCCACACAGACUCCCUGCUCAGCAAAGACUACCUGGAGACCACCUUCGUGGACAUCCGGCCGGGCUCCACACUGGAGAGGAAGCUGCUGGCUGAGACGCAGGACUACAACAGUCUGUCUUACAGCAUGGACGAUGAGGAUGACCUGCUUCCUGACUCUGACGACUCAUCCAUUGAUGACUUCAGUGAUACAGACAGCGAGAGCAACUUCCCUCUGAUGAUCCCUCAGGACUACCUGGGUCUGGCCUUUUUCUCCAUGCUCUGCUGCUUCUGGCCCCUGGGCAUCGCUGCCUUCUACCUAUCACAGAAGACCAACAAGGCAUCGGCUCAGGGGGAUUUUCAGGGGGCCAACGCAGCAUCUCGCCAGGCUCUAUGGCUCUCAGUGCUCUCCAUCGUGUUCGGAAUCAUAACGUACAUCUGUGCCAUCGCUGCGUUGAUCUCCUACCUGUCCGGAAAACCACCGUAACAGCAACUCAUCGGAAAGGAAUCCCAAACACAAAAAAAAAAACAGAUCAUUCACACAUAUCAUGAACAUCUAACACACAACAAACACACCACCUGUUUAUGGAAGUUAUUCACAGUCUUUGUCUGUCGACCAUAUCUGCUGUCAUGUUUUUUAUCUACACCGAGCUGGGAAAGGAAACACAAGAGGGGAGCUGCUGCAGAGAUUAUAAUCACAUCUAAUUUGAUUAAGGAAUAAUUCAGCUCGGCGGACGCCCCCACACACGUUUAGACAGAUUAUUAAAAGAUAAGUUAUGCAACAUCGCUCCAUAUAGGAUAGUCAGUGUGUUGAUGUGGUUCAUUUUGUCACCCGAUGACUCAAGUAACCUGCCAUCCUUUUAAAUCUGUGUUGUAGUUGUCAUUACGUGUUAGUGGUGUUAAAAAAAAAAAAAGAAAAAAAAAAAAGUACAACAACAAAUGCAGAUGUUAUCACAACACUGUAUAUAUCACUGUCACAAUGACAUCUGAUGAGUAUCGAGAGGCAGUUGAGGAAGAGAGGAGAUAUGAGGAGAUAGCUGACGGCAGAGAACGACAAUGGAGUCUGCAGAUUUAUGAGAAGGUCGCGGCAAGGACGCAACGGCGGCUAAAUCCUGAUGGACCUCGCUGUAGGGGGGCCUGAGCUCGCACUGUCACUCUCAGGGGUGAAAGCUGGUGACGGUUUGAGAGAUUUAGCUUUUAAAAUAUCAAGGGGCCAGAAGCGAUACUCUCUCAGAGAACUCAGAAUAUCUUGCGACUGCUUUGGCCAGAAUGAGAGAACCUCGUGGAAACGUUGCACAUGUACUGUACAUCAAUCAAUACAUCCUGAUUUUAUUCAGCACCUGUUAUUGUUUACCUGCAGAAAGGACUGAUUGAGCUUUCUUUAUGACAAGUUUGAUAUUUAUCUUUAUGUUGAAAUACAGGAAAAAAAAGUACAUUUAAAAUACAUAUAGUGCCAUUCUGUAAGAAAAUAAGUAUAGAGGUGGAGUUUGGGAGCAAGGUUAAGAUGGAAAACAGUGAAUCUAGUUUUAGAAAUAAAGGAGCUGCUUCUAUAUACAUAGAUGGGAAAUGUUGACAUAGACAGAGGGGCGCAGACCUGUGAUGAAAAGUGCCAAAAAUACGGAAGAAACUCUAAGGAUGAUCCUUUUAUCAGCUGUUCCAUUAAUAGAAGCAAACCAGGCUGCUACUUCACACUCCCCAAAUUUAGAUUCUGCUAUUUUCUCCUCAUAAAAAAAAAAAACGUGCUACUUUGCACUCUGAGAAACUUGAAAAUUAAGCUGUAUCCAUAAACUUAUGUAAACACAAUAUCACCUUUAUUUUCUUCUCCAAAUGAGUUUGGGUAAAGUAUGACGCAAAAACAAAAAACAAGAGAUCUAAUGCUCAGCUGUGUGAUGCAUGAGUCAGUAAAAUCUCCUCUUCAGCCACAACAACAUACAUACGUGCAUGGCAAGUGUGUAGUUUGUCAUGCACAGACCUGCUUAGUGUUUGGCUUCAGUCACUUCCCUAACUUGGGCCUCAAAGUAUUGCAUCAACAGCUUUGUUAAAAGGAGAAGAAAAAAAAAAAACUCUGGCCGCGUUGGUUUGAGCUUAAAUGUGCCAUUAAACUGUGAACAGGAGAUCUCCAAGUAUAAAUAUUUUAAAAAGGACUGAACGGUGAAGUUGAGAUUUUCUAUUUAGAUGUAUAGUUUUUAUAGAGUCCACAGCUUGACUUCAAUUAACUCAGAUCAAAUCAUUUGUUCUCUGCAAACUCAGUGUUGUAUCAAAACUAAGCAGGAUGUAGAUUUUGAUCACUCGACGUGGUGUUAGUAGACACACCUCUGUUAUCUCAAGUGUCUGACCCUCUUCAGCUAUCACUGUUGAUGUCCUGUGAUGCAGCUGCACCGACACACUGCAUCAUAUAGAGUUCUGACAAUCCUGAACCAUCCUGUCUCCACCAGGCGUUUGUGUCAAUGAAAUAAAAUGACCCUUUUGUUGUUACAGCAGUUACCACCCGUACUCAUUUAUAAAGGGAGCGAUUUACGUGGAUUUGACUUGACUGAUCAUGUCGUCUUGAGACAGUUUCUGUGCAGAUGUGUCUCUUUGUACAGACAACAACUGGAAGAGGUGAAAUGGACAAAUCUCUCAAGGGGAUAAAGGUCAAAGGCUCUGGUAAAAUUAGAUUUAUUAAUACAAGAGGUACUCCGUUUUUACCCAGUUGACAUCCUUGUAUUACAUGUAAAUAUUAAACUGAGAGAAAAUCCCAAUAAAUGCACUUGUUUGACAUUCAA